Botrytis porri is the source of this 234-nucleotide messenger RNA. RefSeq lists its product as uncharacterized. Bases 1 to 234 code for a protein of 77 amino acids. The record is from RefSeq and is a predicted model, not a curated record. Lineage: Eukaryota; Fungi; Ascomycota; Leotiomycetes; Helotiales; Sclerotiniaceae. The transcript has 2 exons.
AUGCAUGGCUUUGGUGGUGCUGGGUUGGAAAGAGGUGGUAUUAGGGGGGAAGCUGGGAGCUAUCAGGGGGAGGAGGGGGAGAGAGCUGAAAACUUGGAUCUAGGGAGGGAGCUGAAGAGGGAGCCGGGGAAAGGAAUAGAAGAGGGAAAGGGAGCUCAAAAGGGAGAGCUUGAAAAGAAAGCCAAAAUAAAGAGAAAGAGCUCAGAGAGGGAGCUGGAAGUAAAUAAGGGAUAG